Molecule: messenger RNA, 936 nt
Organism: Hibiscus syriacus
Lineage: Eukaryota; Viridiplantae; Streptophyta; Magnoliopsida; Malvales; Malvaceae
Exons: 1
Coding region: 1-936 (311 amino acids)
Source: RefSeq, a predicted model, not a curated record
AUGAAUGUGUUAUCUUCUCUACUGAGCGUUGCUGCCAAGCAAGGGGUUUUCAGAUAUCACCCUAAAUGUAAAAGAAUUCCUCUCACUCAUCUUAGCUUUGCUGAUGACUUGUUAGUUUUCUGCCAUGGGUCCCUUGAGUCUUUGUUGAGUGUGCAAAGUACCCUAGAGCUUUUCUAUGACAUUUCUGGACUCAAGUUGGAUGCUAUGAAAACUGAAUUUUUUGCCUAUGGUUUGAAUGAUUAUGCCCUUGAUUUGAUUCAGUCAGCUACUGGGUUUAGGCUGGCUUACCUCCCUGUUAGGUACCUUGGAGUACCCCUUGUUACUCGUAAGUUGACAGGGAGAGACUGUUCUGCCCUGCUGGAGAGGGUUAAAGGCAAACUGAGACAAUGGUCCAACAAGAAUUUAAGCUUUGGGGGUAGGUUGCAAUUGGUUAAAACUGUUUUAUUUAGCAUUUUUAACUAUUGGAGCAGACAGCUCAUCCUCCCUAAGGGCAUCAUCAGUGACAUUGAGAGACUUCGCAUGAGAUUUUUUUGGAAAGGUUGUGAUACCCCUGCCAGAGGUGUUCGUGUUGGCUGGCAUAAGGUUUGUUCCUUGAAAUCUGAGGGAGGCCUUGGUCUUAGGGACCUUGCCCUGUGGAGUAAAGGUUGUUGCCUGAUGCUCAUUAGAAACAUUUUGGCAAAUGAAGGCUCUCUUUGGAUUGCCUGGAUCCAAGAAUAUUGUUUCAAAAUAGUGAGCUUUUGGGAGGCUGAAGUUCGAGCCCACUUUAGCUGGAUUCUAAAGAAGCUUUUGAAGCUUAGGGAGGUGGCGAGGUGUAUGUUUUUGCCUUCUGUUGACUGGAACCUAGUUAGAGGCAAGUGGAUUUGGGAUAAGGUUCGGAUUUGCAGGGAUAAGGUCAGAUGGCACAAAGAUCAUUUGGUUCCCUGCCCAUAUUCCUAA